ACUCUUCAUUCUUACAAAAAUCAUUUCCUUCAACCUCCCCCCUUCUUUUUCUCCUCUCUUUUUGACUCCCAAAUCUUACACAAACAACACCUCAACAAAUAAUCAUUUCUUUUCACCUUUCUUGAUUCUUGUCCUUUGCCAUCUACCUUAUAAAUUUUUCCCUCUUUAUAUACAACUAUUGACAACACUAGAAAAAUAUCAAGAAAGCUAAAAAAAAAAUAACCAAAAUGGCAGUGGAUGUAUGUUCUGAGAUUGCAAGUUUAGUGGUUAGUCCAAGAAUCUCAUUUUCUCAUGAUCUUAAAGAAAAUGAUGAUAUUAUACCAAUUGAAUGCCACCAUUUUAGAUCAGAUGCAUUUCUUCUUGAAUCUACCAUUGACUUUGAUUUUUGUGUUACAAAUCAAAGCUUUUCUCAAGAAAAAAUCUCUUCUGCUGAUGAACUUUUCUCCAAUGGCAAGAUCUUACCAAUUGAAGUCAAGAAAUCAACACCCUUUAUAGAAAUUAAACAAUCCGAGCCACAACAACAACUACGCCUCGGUUCUAAUCAAGUUGGGUUCGGCUAUAUGUUUGAGCCGCAAUCUUUACUACAACAACAAUUAUGUCUCAGUCCUAAACAAGUUAGGGUCGGCUAUAUGUCUGAGCCGCAACCUUUACAACAACAACAAUCUGAGCAACCACAACAACAACAACUACGUCGCCAUCCUAAACAAAUUGGGAUCGGCUAUAAGUCUGAGCCGCAACCUUUACAAAAUAAAGCUGCAGCAUCAGUUCUUGAAAAUGGUACAAAUGUGGAUACAAAGAAGAUGAGGUUAAAAGAAUUUUUGUCAAGUAAUUGUGAUGAAGAAAUAGAGAAGCCACAAGCAAAACCAUUUUGGCAAUUCAGAAGAAGUAAUAGUUUGAAUUGUGAAAAUGGUAGAAGCAAUGGAUUAAAAUGGUCAUCUUUGCAAUUUCUAUCAAGAAGUAACUCAACUGGUUCAGCUCCAAAUCAAAAAAAUUCAAAGAUUUUUCAAAAGCAAAAUUCACAAAAGGAACAAAUUAAAGUUCUGCGCAAGAGCUCAUCUUUAUCUUCAUCAUCUUCAUCUUCAUCAUCUUCUUCUAGUUUUUCAUCUUUUAAUCAGAGCCAUUCAUUACAUUCCUCAUCUAAGAGGGCUCAAUCUCAACCGUUGAAGAAGAGUUACAGUAGAUCUUAUGGCAAUGGAAUUCAUGUUAGUCCUGUUUUGAACCUUCCACAUACUUAUAUUUCUAAAGGUACUGUUUGUUUAUUUGGUUUAGGUUCAUUAUUCUGUAAUGGCAAGUCCAAAAAGAAGAAAUAAUUUUUUAUUUCUGCA
This is a messenger RNA of Nicotiana attenuata, 1325 nucleotides long. RefSeq lists its product as uncharacterized. Bases 228 to 1310 code for a protein of 360 amino acids. NCBI's taxonomy places the organism in Eukaryota, Viridiplantae, Streptophyta, Magnoliopsida, Solanales, Solanaceae. The record is from RefSeq and is a predicted model, not a curated record. The transcript has a single exon.